CAGAAUUGAGGAGUGGGGAUAAGGAAUCUCCCGGAAUCUCCUCGCGCUGACUCGCACGCAGUCUCUGACCAUACUCUUUGGAAUAGGGCGGGUCCAAAGAUCUGUUUUCCAGCUACAAACUAUAAUGGUGGCAGCAGUGGAAGCCAGUUCUGACGCGAAACUGCGAUGUGGAUAGGGGGUGUACACAGGCGCUGGAAGAAAGUAAAAGCCCUCGUUUCCGGGUGCUUACUAGCUGAGUGAGUGUUACUGGAAAGUUCCCAUUUGAUUACUAAGUUCUUCUAUGAACAGUGGAAAAAUCGAAGAAUAUUUUAUUUUAACGUGCAACUACAUCCAAGAUAUUGUAGACAAUUGUUUUCUAUAUUUUUACUAGUUAGCAGUAUUUUGUUUGUGUGUAUGACAAAGUCUUUUCAAGAAAGGGUGUAUUGUGUAUGUUUCAUUGUGUGGAGCUUAAAAUAACGCGGACAAGCUCGUGUGGAAAAAUCAUAUUUGGUGCAUAGUGUUUGUACACUAGUGUUCAACAAAUUGAGAUUCAUCAUGUUUUGCUUCUGGGGAUCUUUGCGUGCUCUGAUAUUAUGGUAUUUAUUAUGUUCUCUUGCUGAGGUUUCAAGUGCUUUGCAAUGUGAAACAAAGUCUAUCUUCGGUACUGUAUUGAAUUGCGCAGAUGAUUCGGAUAGUCCAUUUUGUUGUGAAAGAGACAGUGGCAUUGUAUACUGUUGCGAUUUGGAUGAUUAUGUUAAGUUGAAUAGUUGGAAGUUUGUUGUAUAUAUUGGAAUUGGCAUUGUAAUUGUAAUAGUAAUAGGAUGUGUAGCGUGUUGCUGCUGUUGCCCGUGUUGUAUGCUAUAUAAACGAAGGCAUCGAGGAACUGUAUAUGGUCGUGUUCAACAACCUAGUACAGUUUUGACUGUGCAGACAAAUAGUCCUGCACCUCCAAUUGUGCCAGCUCAAGGAAAUGUGCAUAUGCCCAACACCAUGCCAAUGCCUAUGCCCAUGCCAAUGGCUCAGGCAGGUGCAGUUCCAAUGCAAGCACACGUGGCACCAUAUCCUGCAUAUCCAGGUCCAACAGGAGAUCUUUCAGGUCAACAUUCUAUGCCACCUCCACCAUAUAGUGCUGUAACUAAUGAAGGUUAUGCUAAGCAAGCACCCUACAACCCAAGUUUCUACAAUAAUUAAUAUUGUCUAUUUUCAUAAUUUUGAAUCAAGAGGUUUUGCAGCAUAGCCUGCACAGAUGAAUUUGAGGCACUGUGAUUUUGUUAUUUUGUGGUAAUUUGUGUUGUCUGUAGAACAUUAUUGUGUUUCUGCUGAUUGUUACGAAUACUGUGGAAGACAUGUAUUGCCAUUUUAGAGAAAAGAUUCAAGAGAAUGCUUAUGAGCAGUGGCAUUGCAUUGCUGUCACCAGGGUCAGCAGUUUCAAAUCUCUUCUUUUUGGAAUCAUUUCGUUAAAUAGGAGUUUUGUAGCUUAUUAUUUUUGCAUGUUUGAAUUCAUUUAUUUAUUCCUUUUAAUAAUGCGUAACAAUCUUUUUCUUUGUGCUUCAAAUAUUUUAUCAGCUGGUGUUGUUCUUCGAUGUCAUUACUUGAAGAGAUGCACCCCUUUGUCCCUGGUGACAUCAUUGUGAAAGUCAUUUACAGUUACAGUGUAAGAUGUUUUGUUUGAUAUAGACUAUUUCAUAUCCUAAUCUGUGGAGCAAAUGGUGGAUCUUCCAAAGAGUGUGAGACAAAGAUAGAGAAAAUAUAUUUUAGACUGAAAGUCAGGAACAAUUUUUAGUUAGUUACAUUUCUUACAAAUUAGAUUCGUAAAGGUGCUAGUUUUGUGGAUGUGUGCUGAUAAAGGACCAAAAGUGUUAUUUUAUAAUCAUAUUCUGAGAUGUAUUGAUUCAUAAUUUGCAAUUUGUAGGCAAUAAUUGUACGAUACAUCAAUUGUCUUAAAAUUUCCUACUGUUCACUGGCGUGAUAUGGAUUCAGGAACCAACUGUAGAAUAAAUUGUAAUAUACUACACCUGGUUUCCAUUAAAGUGAGACUGAUAUAAAUUUUAUCUUAAUGCAGUGAAUCUGGUAUUUUUAUAAAUCUAGAAAAAGCACAAUGGAGGAAAUUCUAUGCAUUUUAUUCUUUUAUUUAUAUUUUAGUUAAAUAAACAUUGCCAAAUGUGAAGAGCUUUCUGCUACAAAUUUAUUAGUUCAUUUCUUUGUGUAUUGCAUAUAAGUGUGCAGAAGAGUGGUGUGAUCUGAUUUUUGAGUUUCUUGAGCGACGACAAGAUAAUUCCCUGCUUAGAAAUGUGAGAUUGAUCAUAAUUCGGACAAUUCACAAACUAUCGUGGAACAGACUUCAUGUCAAUCCUGGAUCUAUUAGGUUUAAGUUCAUUCUAUUUUUGUAUAAGUAGUAUUUUUUGACAGUGAAAUGACACGUUUAUCACUUUACUUGCCAAAAAAUGCCUUUCCCUGAUGAAAUCAAGAAUAACAAGGCAAAUAGAAAUUGCAAAUCAUGUGCAAUGUCUUCUGCUCAUUUAACAUAAUCACUAAUGAAGUAUGGCUCAAAAUAGUUGUAGUUGAAGAAAUGUAUAUAGUAAAAUAUUUGGGCAAUGGAAUCACAUUGAAUUCAUUAUAUUGUGAAUCUAUUUUGAACAUCACUGCAACAUUGUCUUCUAACAUUUGUGUGAAUAGAAGUGUCUAAUUAUUACAAUCCUCUAAUUAGAGUUUAGUUGGUGAAUCUUGUAAAAAUAUUAUUUUAUAAAAUAUUUUAUUUUUUAAGAACAUACUAUUUCUAUAUUUUUAAGAUUGAACUUGAAUCUUGCCUUCAUUUUUGUUAAUAAUUUCAAUCAAUAUCUUAAUGUCUUUGAGACAUCACAUAUCUUGCUUGCUUAAGAGACUAAGAAUUAUUUUCAGUCCUCCUUGUGCCAUGUAUGAGAAGGUUUCUAUCAUUUUUUUAAUCUGCAAUUUUCACUAGUUCCUUUAGUUUUUAUAAUAACUUUUGAACAUCAUUCAGUAUUUUAGUUGUCAUGCCUUAUGAGUUUGUAAUGUACAGUAAGAAUGGUCAUGUACUUCAAUGAGUACCAGUGUACAAAUAUUUCAUGUGGAAACGUAAGAGUUCUGAAGAGAAUAAAGGCAACUAAUUAAGCUUUUUCUUUUCUUCCCGUUUUAUCCUUCAGACCAAGCCUUUCCAAGUAUUCUUGGUAUUCAUUGCAUAACUUUUUGAAUUAAAAAAAGUGUUUAUUGAUAAAAUUUUCUGUAUGUUCCUUUAUUUCAUGUAAAUGAGUACUUGUAUUGAAAUGAGUGUAGAAGUUAAAGCUAUUUCUAAACAAAUUACACACUCAAGAAAUACUGUUCUGUUAACAUUUGGUGGUAGCUGUCAGGGCUCUGCUGUAGGGACUUCAUAAACUAGAAAAAGGGAUAUGAAAAAUACACUAUUUCUUUCCUUAAAUAAAAUGUAUAUGGAAUCAAGUGUCCCAGAGAGAGAGUAUAAAUUGAGAAACAAAG
Molecule: messenger RNA, 3468 nt
Organism: Gryllus bimaculatus (two-spotted cricket)
Lineage: Eukaryota; Metazoa; Arthropoda; Insecta; Orthoptera; Gryllidae
Source: the annotation of a GenBank genome assembly